GAGGGAAGGGAGCCGAGCGAGCGCGAGCCGGUAGCGGCUGGCGAUUAGCGGGAGCAACAGUCGCGAAGCGCGGGAAGCGGCGCAGCGCUCGAGGGGCCGAAGCGAGUCUCUCCCCAGCCGAAGAAGCGGAUCCCAGAGGGCCCUGAAGGGGGAAAUGGAAGCGCAGGCGGAGGAAGGUCUGUUGGAAAGGCAAGUAUUACAUGAAGUAGAUGAAGACAUGGUCACUGAUGUUGAUUUUACCAACAUGAUUUCUGAAGAAGAGCAAGAAGAAUUAAAAGCUGAACUUGUCAAGCUUGAAGAUGAAAUUGCAACUUUGCGACAAGUGUUGGCAGCAAAAGAGAAGCAUCUUGUGGAAAUAAAACAAAAGCUUGGCAUCAACCUGAUGAAUGAACUGAAACAGAACUUCAGCAAGGGCUGGCAUGAUGUGCAAACUACAACUGCAUACAAGAAGACACAAGAGACUCUGAGUCAAGCAGGUCAAAAGGCAACAGCAGCUUUCAGCAAUGUUGGAACAGUCAUCAGCAAGAAGUUUGGAGAUAUGAGGUCACAUUCACUUGGUUACUCUAUUCGCCAUUCCAUAAGUAUGCCUGCUAUGAGGAAUUCUCCUACAUUCAAAUCCUUUGAAGAAAAGGUUGAGACCACUGUCACAAGCCUUAAGACAAAAGUUGGAGGUGCGAGCCAUACCGGAGGAAGUUUUGAGGAGGUUCUCAAUUCUGCUGCCCAUGCCAGUGCUCAGAGUUCCGCUGUGAGCACUCGACUCCCAGAAACAGAAGAGGAGCUUCAAUGCUAGACUGAAGGGAUGCUAAUCAUUCUCUCCAUCCCAUGUAUUGGGUCCAAUUCACACAUGAAGCCCUGUUUAUUUUUGCUUCAGGAUUGAGUAUGACUGUAUGCUGAAACAUUAGCGUAAAGCAGGCAGUACCCAGAGUGAACCACAGUGAUUCUUGUGAUAAGCCAGAAAUGAUUGCUAUCUGUUGCCAUAUACUAUCCAGUUAACUCUAAGCACUUCUUUGUGUGGUCACUUGCCUACAUACAUGAUUGCAUGGAAAAAAAUAAGCGAGUCCUAUUCUGGGGGAACAAGCUUGAAGUCUUAACUUCAUAAAUGCUUUUACACAUCCAGCUACUAUAAGAAAGUUGUGUCACUUUUGAAAAUGGCUUCUACCAAUGUUGUACUCUUAGAGAUUUGUCCAUAUGUGUAUAUAUGUUAUAUACUGAAUUUUUGAACAUUCUGUUCAAAUAAUAUAUUGCUUAAAUGCUCACUUUUCAAAUCUUAUGGUUUCUCUUCCUUCUCCUACCUGCUUCUGUCUUCGGCUAGCUUUAUUUUAAAGGUCAGCUAUUUCAUGAGACAUGCCAUUUUGUCCUGAGGCACCAGCCUACCCACCCACCACUGUUCCACAGAGACUGUUCUUCCCUUUUUAUCUGUUUUCACUGCCACAGCAAAAGGACUUAUGUUUCUAAUAAAUGGUUUGCUUUUCCUCUAGUUAAGGAGUCUGCAAACUUGAUUUUUCAGCAUCAAAAAGCAUAUAUGGGUGUGAAAGAGUUGGAGGAUUUAUAUAUUAAGCAGCUCUUAGCUACUGUCUACAAAAAGUACAAUGACACUUUUUGCUGACUUCCACAAUAACAGGACAGCUGCAUCCUUGAGGACUGUGUAUGUGGGGAAAAACAGUGGCUGUGAGUGGAAUGCCAUUCACAGGAUACCACUCUUGGAGGAACGGAUGAAGAGGCAAAAAUUACCCUUUUCCUGCUCUUUUAGGGGAUUGGGAGACUUUCUGGAGCAGAGUGGGAGGUGGUGCUGGAAAUCUCCCCACUACUUGGUGCAGGAAACCUUGCAUGCACCUCAGGCCCGUGCACAAACAAGAGCCUAAGAGGAAAAAGUAAGCUAAAUCAACUGGUUUCUUUGAACUACAGCAUAAGUUAACUUUGUUCUUGACUUUCAAAUUUUUGACAACUUUCAAAUUUUACCCUAAUUCUAGAAUAUCAUGUAAGCUAUAUAUUCUUCAAACUGCCACAAUAGCUAAGCCUCUAGUAUUAUUUAAAUUUGUAUACCACCCUUCAUCCAAAGAUCUCAGGGCAGUUCGCAGCAUAGUGAAAGGUAAUGCUUAAACCAAAUUCAGUGAUUUCUGGUCUGAACUCUUGGGGCUUUUACUGGCUUUCACACCCAGGAACUGGACAUUGGGGGAGGGGACGUCUAGUAUUGGUUUGCCUCAUUUACUAAAACCUCCUCCUUUUAUUCUAGAUUUGCUGUGUUUGAUUCAAUGGAGGGUGGACAUUGCUGUAGGCUUUUUUGAUUUGUACAUGUUUCAAUAAAGUAGACCCCAUGAACAGCUA
Podarcis muralis (Common wall lizard) is the source of this 2325-nucleotide messenger RNA. RefSeq names its product TPD52 like 1 (gene TPD52L1). The record is from RefSeq and is a predicted model, not a curated record. Gene Ontology annotation, cellular component: cytoplasm. Lineage: Eukaryota; Metazoa; Chordata; Lepidosauria; Squamata; Lacertidae. Gene Ontology annotation, biological process: positive regulation of MAP kinase activity; positive regulation of apoptotic signaling pathway.